CAAAAACUUUAUCACUUACAGCAUAGAACACACCGCUUGUAUUCUAUAGUGUUCUGGGUGUGGAACCUCUGAAGCUUCUUCCUCAGUUUCAGAAUUACAAGCUCCUAUCUUUCUAAAAUAAUGGCUUCACUUUCUCUCAACAUGGUUUCAGUUCCACCAAGAACAACAACAAUCUCAUGCACAAGAACAAGGGUGCCUUCACUUCCUUUCUCAUUCACUAGGAGGAGAUUAACUAUUAGAGCAACAGAAACCGAUACAAAUAAUGUUAAGUCUCAGGCACCGGAUAAGGCUCCGUCGAAAGACGGUUCAUGCAUCAACCAGCUUCUUGGUAUUAAAGGAGCUGCUCAAGAAUCAGUGGGCUGGUCAGGCUUUGUUUGGGACACUCACAUCCGACAUUAUUGUCCUGACGUUGCUAUACAGCAUUCGAAGAUAUACUGGCAUGCUAUCUUAAGUAUACAACAGGUGAUCUUUAUACUUUUUUGCCUCAACUAAGCAACAAAAUCCACAGCUAAUGAAUGUGGGAAGGAUGGAAAACUCUACAUGAUGGUGCAUAGCUUGCUAAUGUUGUUGGUUCUGUGAGUUGUAUUUAGUUGUAGAGGAGGAGCCUUGAAGAAACAGUUAUGUUUUCUCUGUGGAAUCUCAAGGUCAUAGGUUCAAGUUACGGAAUCAGUCAUUGACGGUUAGAUCAAGUCAGAUUGCCUACAUUACACUCAUUGCCUUCCCAGAUCUUGUCUAACGCGGGAUUCUUGUUUUUUUUGCAAUUUGUAUUCAGAAGGUGCGAUCUGUGUAUUAGUUUCUAAUUUAUGCUGUUUUCAAUUGUGAACUUCGACCCCCACAAUGUUAGUUUUUAAACUAACAAGUUUGGUUUUGAUAGGUUUGUACAGUACAGAGGGUAUAGAAAAUGUGGAUGUUUUGGUGCGCAAAGCAUGUAAUAUUGUAAUGUAUCACUGAUGAUCUUCAUAGCAAUAUUAGAGUGGUGACUCAAGAAGUAUAAAAGGAUAUAUGUAAUGUGUGUUUGUUAUGGGUAUUGUAUUGUAUUAAGGACAGGCGAAGUCUAUGGUGUAGAUGCCAAAAGACAUUCACACAUGUAGAA
Molecule: messenger RNA, 1093 nt
Organism: Arachis stenosperma
Lineage: Eukaryota; Viridiplantae; Streptophyta; Magnoliopsida; Fabales; Fabaceae
Exons: 5
Coding region: 121-492 (123 amino acids)
Source: RefSeq, a predicted model, not a curated record